AUGUACUUACAUAUUAAUUAACAUUUAAUCUUGAAUACCGUUAUAUGUGUUGUUAUUUCGAAUGUAUUCAUUUGUGGACUUUUCUUUUGCUAGUUCAUACUACGCACUUCAGUAGUAGUCUUUCGCGCUUUCACUUUCCUUCUUUUACUUACUAAUUAAUAACAAAUAAAUGCCGUGUGUGCGCUGUAUGAACGCGAAACAUUCAAGAAAAAGAAAACGGGGAGGUCUGUGUGUGUGUGUGUGUGUGUGUGUGCAUGUGUGUGUAUGAAUAUGGAGUUCGGGGACUAGGAGAGUAACCUCCGUGUUUUCAUAACUAGGUAAAGGUAGUACAGCGCAGCCGGUAUACGCAUGCGCGGAUGCGCUCGCUCUAGAACAUUUCGGCAGCUUCGCGACAUUUCUUCACGUCCCUGAAGGAAAAUGCGUGAAAACGCUGUUAAUACUUCCGGUAUUGUAAGCUGCCUUCAAAUUAAGCCUUACAGCGUUUAUGUGUAGAGCUUCUCUACGCGUCUUUCAGAGAAGUAUUCAAAUCUCCUUGACCGUGUUUUGGACAUUUCGGGACUCUUAUGUAUAUAUUUUAACUAUCUUGUACUCUUCUCCACUCUGCUAUUAUAAAAACACUUUUAUUUCUAAAAGGACAUAACGGACAUCCAGAGUUUGAGACGACUGCUUUAAUGUAACCACUCCGAUGCUCUGUCAACAACUGCUGUACGGCCAAGAAACGCGUUAAGUAGGGUUUUACCUGGGAGUUGUCUUUGGACAGCAGCGUGCUGUAAUGUGUGUUUUUAACAGUCGGACUAACUAACGAACAAGGCACUGGCAGAUCAUAAACUUGUCGGGUCUGGUGGCUUUGGUAAGAUUUGCUCUUGGCUCUAACAUAAGAGACACCUGGCUGUAAGUUGUUAAACUUGUGUUUUUAGCGGAACAGUAAAGAAUAGCGGGGCUUUAAGUUCAGAUACUCAGCUGUGAAGUCACUUCAGGUUUCUGAAUGAACUCUUAAGUACGUUAUGUUCCAAACACAGACAUAAAGUCUUUGGGUCUGACAAACGUUAGCUUGCUAUAUCAGGACUGUCUGUAUAAGUCAGCCAUGUACCACGUGCCGAGUGCUUAAACAUAUAUGUUUCUUAAAAUAAUUUCCAAUCGCACUAUGAUAAUUUUAAGUACUGUCCUUAAGUUGGUCAAGUGCCAUCAGUCUGAAAUGAUCUACCUCGCCUGUAUUCGUCAAGGUGCAUGCUAGCGUGUGCUAACAUUACGGACAAGAGUUAUACUUCCGCUUACAAUAUUAUAAAUGCAUACAUUUGUGACCCAGAAAGAAAUGUGUAAGUUUAUUAAUUAUGUUUAUGAGAGUGUAAAUCGUAGGGGUACAUACAGUUAUUGGCAAUACUGGUAUUUAAACACGUUUUGGCAUGUGCUUUAAUUUGUAAACCCAGCCGCCCGCGACGGAAGUGGUGUUAUUUGACGAUUUUAGCAACCCUAACGGAACUCACCCAACACCGUUAACUGUAGCUUACUAGGCUAAUCUGUUUACAUGGUCAGUUUAGACUGCAACGUACUAGUGCUCUCGCUAUAUAUACACACACAUAUAUAUAUGUAGGUGUACGAUCCUGAAGUCAUGACUUAAUCUGACCGCAGGCUUGCGUCUGUUUCAUGUGGCGAUGAUGUUGUUUUGCCUCUUUCGGCUUUGCUAGGUGAUACCAGCUAGAUUACACCUUGCAAAUGAAACGGGGGAUAUGUGACUAUACUCUGGAAGGUUAUAUUAGCCCAAGUGUCUUCUUCACAGAGCCUGAGAUCCUGCUUUUGCGUGCAGCUAAAGGGAGAACUACAAUGCUGUGCUGGGGAAAUGCUUCCUAUGGACAACUGGGCUUGGGUGGGAUUGAUGAAGAGAUUGUGGUUGAGCCAAGAAAAUGUGAAUUCUUUCACGGGAAGCAAGUGAGUGAUGUGGGGUGUGGCCGCAGACACACAGCUUUCCUGCUGGAGGACGGGACGGUGUAUACCUGUGGCUGCAAUGAUCUUGGGCAGCUUGGACAUGAGAAAGCCAGAAAGAAACCCGAGCAAGUUGUGGCCUUGGAUGCACAGAUCAUAGUGGCUGUAUCAUGUGGAGAGGCCCAUACACUCGCCCUAAAUGACAAAGGACAGGUUUUCUCGUGGGGUCUUGGUUCAGAUGGACAGCUGGGAUUAAAUAACUUUGAAGAAUGUGUUCGCGUGCCUAGAAACAUCAAGACUUUGUCAGAUGUUCAAAUUGCUCAGGUAGCCUGUGGGUACUGGCACUCCCAUGCACUUUCAAAGGGGGGCCACAUCUUCUCAUGGGGCCAGAAUCGAUAUGGCCAACUUGGGUUAGGAAUCAACGGACAGAGCAUUUCCACACCCCAGAUGAUUCAGUCUCUGCAGGGCAUUCCUUUUGCUCAAAUAUCAGCAGGUGGAGCACAUAGCUUUGCCCUCACUCCCUCGGGAGCUGUGUUCGGUUGGGGGCGCAACAAUUUCGGUCAGCUUGGUCUCAACGACUGCAACGAUCGGUAUUUCCCGGCCCUCCUGAAGUCCCUCAGAUCACAGAGAGUGAUUUACAUUUGCUGUGGAGAAGAUCACACGGCUGCACUGACCAAGGAAGGGGGCGUGUUCACAUUUGGAGCAGGAGGAUAUGGACAGCUUGGGCAUAACUCUACAAAUCAUGAAAUAAACCCCAGAAAAGUGUUUGAGCUCAUGGGAAAUGUAGUCACACAGAUUGCAUGUGGAAGGCAACACACGCUGGCUUUCACGCCGUCAUCGGGGAAGAUGGAUUCAUUUGGGCUCGGAGGGAACGGGCAGCUUGGCACACGGUCCACUUCCAACAGAAAAAGCCCUGCUCUUGUUAAAGGUCCCUGGGUAGUCGCCAGCACUGCAACAGAUACAGAUUCAGAGGAGAACUGUUGUGUCAAACGGAUUUAUGCUGGAGGAGAUCAAAGCUUUGCUCACUAUUGCAGUGCCAACAGCCUUCAGAACGGAGAUGACACAAGGAUACAAGAUCCCCAGAGAAAGAUUUACUCCUUGAAUGAGGAUCUCAUACAAAAAUGGUUGAACCACUCACAAGGAAGACUCCCGCUCGACAUCUCCAAUGAGAUCGACCUCGUGUUCUCCUCAGCAAGCUGCCUAAAUGGGUCUUUCCUGUCAAUGAGUCAUCCAGAUCACUACAGUACCAGCAGUAAAUGUUCAGGGGUGGAUAUGAACAUGGCUCGCCUGCUCUUCAACAAAGUAAUCCAAGAGGGUCACCCUGAGAUUGCUCAGCAGAUUGCUGCUAGUCUGGAGAAGAACCUCAUUCCCAGGCUAAACAAUUCUCCUCCAGACAUCGAAGCCCUGAGACUCUACCUCACUCUUCCAGAAUGCCCUCUCUUCACUAACCGAAAUAACUACGUCACCAUCUCUAUCCCAUUUGCCAAAUCAGUCAUCAGCCUAAAAGAGGCUCCACUGAAGGUACUAGGAAACUGGUGGUCUACGUUUGAGUCCCCAGUCUUCCAGCGGCUAGUUGAACUGUACAAGGAAGUGGUGGUGUAUCUGCUGCAGAUGCACAAGGUGGGCAUUCCCGCAGUAGAGCAGAGAAUUUUCACCUGUUUUCUGGACACGUCGCUGCGACUCCUGGAAAUCCUACACAAGGUGAGCGAGAAAGCGGGACACAUCAUUCAGUAUGGCAAGUUCUACAUUCAUGAGUUGGACAACCUGAUAGACAUCCGAAAUGACUAUGUCACAUGGCUUCAGAGGCAGAUGUACCCAAUGGGACAUGAUGGUGUGGUGACUCUGUGCAAGUAUCCCUUUGUAUUUGAUGCCCAAGCAAAGACUACACUCCUUCAGACAGAUGCUGUCUUACAGAUGCAGAUGGCAGUGGACCAGGCACAGAUGCAAAAUUUCAGCUCCAUGUUCCUACCGGCUGUGGAAUCCGUCAACCCGUGCCUCAUCCUCAUCGUUCGCAGGGAAAACAUUGUUGGAGACACUAUGGAAGUGCUCAGGAAGUCUAAGAAUGUUGACUAUAAGAAGCCACUAAAGGUGAUCUUUGUGGGAGAAGAGGCCGUCGAUGCAGGCGGCGUGAGAAAGGAGUUCUUCCUUCUGAUCAUGAAAGAGCUGCUUGAUCCCAAAUACGGAAUGUUUCGUUACUACGAGGAGUCUCGCCUCAUCUGGUUUUCAAACAAGACAUUUGAGGACAUUGACUUGUUCAACCUCAUCGGGGUCAUCUGCGGUCUGGCCAUCUACAAUCUCACCAUCGUUGAGCUCAACUUCCCCUUGGCCCUUUACAAGAAGCUUCUGAAGAAGAAGCCAACGCUAGAAGACCUGAAAGAGCUAAUGCCAGAUGUGGGAAGGAGUCUGCAGCAGCUACUAGACUACACAGAAGAUGACCUUGAGGAAACCUUCUGCUUGAAUUUCACAAUCACAGAGGAAAACUACGGUGCCACAGAGGUUUUGGAGCUUGUACCAAAUGGGGAAAACAUUAACGUCAAUAUGUCAAACAGGCAAGAUUUCGUCAGUGCCUAUGUAGACUAUGUUUUCAACACAUCGGUAGCUCCACUCUUCGAGUGCUUCUAUUCAGGCUUCCACAAAGUGUGCGGUGGGAAAGUUUUAGAACUGUUCCAGCCAAACGAACUGCAAGCCAUGGUUAUCGGCAAUACCAACUAUGACUGGAUGGAGCUUGAAAAGACUACUGAGUACAAAGGGGAGUACUGGACAGACCACCCUACAAUCAGGCUUUUCUGGGAGGUGUUUCACAAUCUUCCAUUGGAGAAGAAAAAACAGUUUCUCUUGUUCCUCACUGGAAGUGACCGCAUCCCCAUCUUGGGCAUGAAAAGCUUGAAACUGGUGAUCCAGCCUACUGGUGGAGGGGAGCAUUACUUACCUGUCGCCCACACCUGCUUCAACCUGCUGGACCUGCCCAAGUACACAAGUCUAGAAAUGCUCCGUGAGAAGCUGCUACAGGCUAUAGAUCACAAUCAAGGCUUCAAUCUUGCCUGAUAGAACAUAAAAAUCCAUGUUGAGACUGUUGAUGGCAACCACAUUCCCAGAUGGUUUUUUGCAGACUUCUCAGUCUGGAUGAGUCAAACACAAGUUGAAAAAAAUAAAAAUUAAAAAGGAGGCCACAUGACACUAAAGGUGACUGAGAUGAACGGCUGGACUUUCAUGUUAAUGUUGAUUUUUUUUUUUUCCAGCUGCUUUCUUGCCAUCAAAGUAUUUGAAGCCCAAUCCCACACAAGUUGAUUCACAUUUAAUAUUGCUCAUGUAGAUAUGCUUUUAUUCAUGUUUGGAUAGGACGAAGCAAACUACUGGUAUAUACAGCACAGGGGCAUAAAUAAACUGGCAAACUCCUGUAAAAUACAGUGAAAUUUUUCUAAUGCUUAACACCUAAUUUAUUGUGACAGUGAGAUGCUUCUAUUAUGUUUUUACUGGUUUAAAAUGUAGUCAAACACCACAAAAUACCACGUAAUUCCACCCUCCCAAAAAAUAUAGAGAAAAAUAAGACCUGAUUCACAUCUGACAAGGUGUCAACAGAAACAUAUUUUUUAAACUACACUCUAGCAGUAUUUUCUGCAUGGCUUUGUCAUCAAAGUGACACCGUAUUUUACAGGAGUUUGGGUUUUUUCAUCCCCUGUUGCAAAAAUUGUUAGCCAAUGUAAAUCUACUUUGUUUGACAAAGGUUCUCUUGUGACAUUUGCUCGAGAGCAAUGCGAAGUGUUUGCUAUAGAUGCUGAGUGGAUUUUCUUGGCUGUUUGCCUUAACAAUCCACAAAUAAAAACAAAGUACAGCCACUGAAAUAAAUGGGUUACUUGCUGGUAAGGUUCGAAGUUCUUAUGAAAGGUUGGUUAUUUUUAAUAUAGUACCUUGUGUUUGAAUAUUGCUGUAGAAGGUAUUUUUUAACAAAAAAUAUACCACAUUUUGUUUUUAAAAGGGGUUAAUUCUGCUUUUUGUUAUUUUCUUUCAAAUAUGUUCUGAUGAUGGAUGUUCUUAUGACACCUGACCAGAGUUUCAGAGGAGGUGGUAAGUAUAGGUAUGUGUAAUCCGUGUGCUUAGGCAUCAGCGUCUUCCUACUCUUGGGUUUGUAUGAAGUUACAAAGGGCAGAUGUCAUCUCGGGCACACAGCCAUUUCCUAUUCACAUCCUGCAAGUGGAGGGGCUCAUGAAAGCGGUAAAGACAGCCAAAGUAAUUAUUUACGCCAAAAUCUAGACGGUAAAUAAUGGCGAUUUUUUUAGAUUUCACAUUUACAAUAUCAUCACUUCAUUCUUCCAAAGAAGGUGAUUUUUUUUCCCUAUGAUUGGCUAAUUGUUGACACAAUGACACAUUUCUUCAAGGGCAACUGUUGAGGUGUCAGAAAUGUAGUCGAAUGCGCAAUAGAAACCUUUGAGGGGCAGCCAAUCAGAAAUAAAGUUACCUUAAAGUCAGAGAGACAAAAUCUGAGGGCCUGCAUUAAGGAAAAAUAAUGAUUUUUAAUUGACAGUACAAAGCUGCUGUGAUGGAUUAAAAUAUGUUGGAAAUCAGAAUAAUAGGUCCCCUUUAAAGUCCAGCUUAUAUAGUAAAUUAACCUUUAAUAUUUUAACUGUGUCUGUUCUCUCAUGAAAAUACCCAUCAACACAUUCCACUUCAAGUCACAAUUUAAUCAUAAACUGUACAAGUUGAAUGAUGUGCACACACUGCAGAAUAUGGCCUUAAAGAAGGCAAAUACACUUGUCUGUUGUUGCCCAAUUUGGGGGCUUUGUGUGUUAGUUUUGGUAUCAGUGGGGCAACUCGUGAUGGACAAGCUUAUAGUGGGAACCACAGGAAGGACAGCGCUGGGCCUCUCCCUCAUGAAGCCAGAACCACACAAUAGCAGUGUUGUCUUCCUCACCUGCAAAGAUUUUUAAAAAGUUAUAAUUAAAAAAGAAAAAGUUGUUAACACUGGUAAAACAGAUUCAUAAAGGGGAAAUUGUAUUCAUUAUGCAUCACUUACAGAGACAUCCCACCAGCCUCUUGGUUCCUAUGCCUGGCACAAUGUGAGGGUCUUCUUUGGUACCAGCAUAGUGCUUUGGUUUCAGGAUGCUGUAAGGGUCCUGUGAUGUAAACGGGAAAAAGAAAAAAAUUAGCUUAUGUGCAGUUCAGGUUCAUUAUCAUAUGUAUACAGUAGCCUACCUUUCCCUGUUUGAGGGCCUGGAGGGUACGGCGCUCCAGCCCAGUGGCCUGUUCUUCAUCUGUUGGUAUGCCUGAAAAAUUAAAUAGCAAAAAGGUUUCUAUUAAAAAAAUGAAUAAAUGAUAAUAAUAUAUACAAAUAAUAAACAAAAAAUCUGUAUUUGAUUCAGCUGCUUAAAAAAAAUCAGUUUUAUAUUAAAAGCCUAUAAUAACUUGCUUAAAUCUUACUUCUUGCAUAUGGCCUCCGCACACUAAUAACUAAAAAGACUAAAACUAACACAGAAACCAACACGAAACGUCUUCUAAGAACAAAAACUAAACUAAAUUAAAAAGAAAAGCUCAAAACGAAAUAAAAAUUAUAACUAAUUAGAAAAUACAGAACUAUAAUAAACUCUGUAAUGAGUGCGGGCAAGCCUGCACGUCAGCAUUGGACGCCUCCCACAAUAACACACUCCUGUCCCCUAUCAGGGUGCUGGCACCUGCCCAACGGAGUCUGCCAAAGGAGGUGGGUCUAUCAAAGGCCUUUCCACUCGCUAAAGUCCAAAUGACCUUCAUUUUUUUUUAAGGUGUACUUUAUAGUCGUAUUUAGGUAGGGACUUUGUGUAUCUCAAAGCACUUAGGCCUCCCACAAAUAUGUUUUACUUCUUUAAAUAAAUAUGUACACAGGUGUUUCUUUUUGAUGUAAAUAAAACACUGGCGGUAGCUAGCUAGCACGUACUGCAAACUCCUUGUUACUAACUUGUCAGCUACCAAACUAAACAAUAAAGACGCCGCUAAAAUUGCCAAUAUAACCAGCCUUUCGCUUUUCGCACUAAGUCGAGUGAGCGGUGACAGCUGUGGCUGUAACGCACUGCGGAGGCCUGUGAAGUCACGUCUCCUGUCGUAAAUACGGAGUCCUACCUCUCACUGUGGCCAUUGAACGGUGCAGCGGGGCCAGCACGCCGCUCCUCAGCUGCAGUGUUGUUGUACAAGCUCGGAGAAGAAGACGUCCCGCCAUUAUAGUGCCUUUUUCAAGUACAGUGAAUGACCUGACUCUGCUAUAAACCGGACUGAAAUGACCCCACUACAACCGCCUGAGUGACGGGUGCGCGGGCCAAUGAGCAGAAGCGCAGCUGAUCCGACCAAUCAGAUUCAGCAGUGGGAGGCACGCUCUACAGGUGGUAAACACCGCUGUAUACUUUAUUAUAGAAAAACGUAGUUUCAUUUUUGUUAUGUAAAAAAACAGCAACAACAA
This is a messenger RNA of Haplochromis burtoni (Burton's mouthbrooder), 8341 nucleotides long. RefSeq names its product HECT and RLD domain containing E3 ubiquitin protein ligase 4 (gene herc4). The record is from RefSeq and is a predicted model, not a curated record. The coding region runs from base 1714 to 4965 and encodes 1083 amino acids. Gene Ontology annotation, molecular function: ubiquitin-protein transferase activity. The transcript has 23 exons. Lineage: Eukaryota; Metazoa; Chordata; Actinopteri; Cichliformes; Cichlidae.